Messenger RNA from Tachyglossus aculeatus (Australian echidna), 1026 nucleotides. Its product is annotated as putative olfactory receptor 52P1. The record is from RefSeq and is a predicted model, not a curated record. Gene Ontology annotation, cellular component: membrane. Gene Ontology annotation, biological process: G protein-coupled receptor signaling pathway. Lineage: Eukaryota; Metazoa; Chordata; Mammalia; Monotremata; Tachyglossidae. The transcript has 7 exons. Gene Ontology annotation, molecular function: olfactory receptor activity. Bases 1 to 1026 code for a protein of 341 amino acids.
AUGCCAUCUGAGAGUGAAGACCAGGCAGAGUACCAAGGGCCACAGCACAACUUCAGAUUGAUCCUGGAGUUCUCCAAGUCUGAUAGGGAGGAGAGAAGAGACAGGACAGACUCACAGACUGUCAUCCAGAUAUACCCAAAGAGAGGGCUGGCCACGCCAAGGUUCAACCAGCCCAGCCCUGUGACCUUCACCCUGAAGGGCAUCCCUGGCCUGGAAGACCUGUACCUGUGGCUGUCCCUGCCCUUCUCCUACAUGUUUGUCGCCAUUCUCCUGGGCAACAGCACCAUCCUGUUCCUGCUGGCGAUGGAGUCUGCCCUGGACAAGCCCAUGUACCACCUGCUGGCUAUGCUUUUGCUAGCUGACCAGGUCUCCACCCUGGCCAUGAUGCCCCGGGUCCUCAGCCUCCUCUGGUUUGGCAUCCAGGACAUCAGCCAGGAUGCCUGCUUGCUCCAGAUGUUCUUCAUCCACGCUGUGCUCACCGGCUCCCUGGUGUGCCGCCUGGGGCGGAUGGCGCUGGACAAAGGGAUGGUUUUGUUUCUUCCCAUACUUCUGCUGCUCAGAGAGCUGACCUUCUGCCGGACAGUUAUUGCCCACACCUACUGUUACCACAUGGCCGUGGUCAAGAUGGCCUGCGGGCACAGCAGGCCCAACCGUAUCUACAGCCUCUUUGUGGCCGUUGUGGUGGUGGGCCUUGACUGUCUCCUCAUCGGGGCCUCCUAUGCCUUGAUCCUACGGGCCGUCUUACAAUUGUCUUUCCGUGGGGCCUGCCUCUGUGCCCUCAGCACCUGCUCUUCCCAUCUCUCGGUCGUUCUCAUCAUCUAUGGCCCCGGCCUCUUCUCUGCACUUGUCCAACACUUUGACCACUCCAUGCUGAUCCACAUCCACAUCCUCCUAGCCAAACUCUAUCUCCCUAUCACCUCUCUGUUCAACCCAGUCAUCUUUUGGGUUCUGAUAAAGCAUCCCGCUCUACCUGCCAGCCUGGAGAGCUACAACCGCAGCCUGGACAAUUGCAGAUGGGGGACCUGA